Molecule: messenger RNA, 1075 nt
Organism: Uranotaenia lowii
Lineage: Eukaryota; Metazoa; Arthropoda; Insecta; Diptera; Culicidae
Product: ninjurin-2
Exons: 3
Coding region: 358-828 (156 amino acids)
Biological process (GO): cell adhesion; tissue regeneration
Cellular component (GO): membrane
Source: RefSeq, a predicted model, not a curated record
CUCAUCAUUACGGAUCGACAUAUCGAUCUGUGAACAGUGGAAAAUUGCACUAUCGCUCGACUAAGGCGAUGUCCUUAGUAAGGGCCAGUGGAAUUUAGUAAUCUCGCCGGAUCCUUCCAAACGAAAUCAAACCGCGCCGUGACAAAGGAUCAAUCACGGAGCCCUACGGGUAUAAAACUGGAGGGUUUUCGGACAGCAGGACAAUUUCAAAUCGUGCGUUUAGUGAGUACUUGUCUCUCGACAAACUGUGAGAAAAAGUAUUCUGCCAUCCAGACGAAAAUCAAAUCGUGCCUGUUAAAAUCUACCUUCAAAAUUGCUGCGUUUUCCCAGUGGAAUUUUCUGAAACCGCUACUAGAAAUGGCCUCGAUACUUCCUACUGGUCUUGGAGGUGCCAGCGAAAGUGACCGGGUGUUGAAAUCGAUGGACGCCAACCGGUAUGCCACCAAGAAGACGAUCGCCCAGGGCAUGCUGGACAUUGCCUUGCUGACAGCGAACGCAUCCCAGCUGAAGUACAUCCUGCAAGUGGGCGAAAAGCACGAAUUCUACACGCUAAUGUUGGUUCUCAUCAGCAUUUCUAUCAUCCUGCAGCUUAUUGUGGGGCUACUUUUUGUCAUUAUCGGUAGCCUGAACAUCAACCGGAAACGGGAUCAAACGGCUGCAAUCAUUCUGAACGAUGUCAUUCUGGUGCUCAUAUUCGCCAUUUCCCUUAUCAAUGUAAUAAUAUCUGGUUUCGGUAUCGAGUAUUCCUCACAACCCCUGAGAUUGCUGGAACGGGAAAGAUACGAUAGUUCCUCUCGCAGUAGCAGUAUUUCAAACAUGUCAACUUGAAGCACUUUAACAACACCUGAUAACCAUUUGUAACCUCACCGCAAAAUCAUUCAAUACGUACUAACAUUCCUAACCGAAGCUGUGUCAUCCCCGAUCAUUCGCAGGUUUCGGCCGCCAUGCUGGCCGUCAUACUGACACUGGUUAACUUUCACAAAGGCGAACUGCACCAGCGGGUGGCCAACAUUUUGAACCAUUUUUCGUUGGGUUUCGUGGUGGUGGCACUGUUCUGCGACAUCAUCAAGAUGAA